CGGCAAUUAAAUACGAAUGCUCAAUUGAAAUGGCUGCAUCUACGAUGAACCGAUCGGAAGGAGAAAUUCCAUGUACGGCUUCAGUUUGGGGGCAUCCCCAUUUGCCAUAUGAGCGCAGUGAAGCGGACAAGCCCAGAUGUGAAAACGCGAUCACGGAAGAUAUCGCUCAGCUAUAUAAAGGUGCUCUUCUCCGGCCCCUGAUCAUCCUCCGGUCACAAAACUACAAUCGACAACCAUGCACGCACAGAUCCUCGACUGUCUCGCCCUUGCGAGUCUCUUCGUGACCGUGACCGCUGGCGCCGCCCCACCAGCGUACAACAAACCUACCACGAAGAAGGCUGGUACAUGGACAUACUACUCGACCAGCACCGUCACCACCACUGUUCCCACCGUCACCUGGCCAUAUCAAGCAUACGAUGAUCGACGGAUCACCGUGACGAACAGCAGUACCGUGACCAACACGUACACCCAAUAUGAUUUGGCGGUCUAUGACUUCACGGCAACGAUCACAGAGACUAAUACCUGCUGGCACGACCAUAGUCAAUCCUUCUCCAGCUACCACGAGCAUCUCAACCACGACGGUUCCGAUCCCCGCCAAUUUCACCCCAAUCUUGUCUGAAUUCCCCUAUACGGCCAGCUUGAAAAAUAUCUCUGUGGGCGAGACAACCACGAUGGGUUCAA
Molecule: messenger RNA, 681 nt
Organism: Dissoconium aciculare CBS 342.82
Lineage: Eukaryota; Fungi; Ascomycota; Dothideomycetes; Mycosphaerellales; Dissoconiaceae
Exons: 2
Coding region: 236-619 (127 amino acids)
Source: RefSeq, a predicted model, not a curated record